UAAUUAUUAUUCUGAAACUUCUGUCUUUUCGGUUACAUAAUUAAUUAUAUACUAAUUAACGGAUUUACGAAAUUCUAUCGCCACGUCAGCAAUAAGCGAACGAUUUCAUUCCACAAUACCAGAGCAGAGACCAAGAGGGUAACACCCCUAAGUUAAAUCAAGAUAAAUGUACGUUUCAAUUCAGUCUGGGUUAAUUAUUAGACAAUCCUGAUUCGGAGACACGGCGUUUUCGAUAAAACUCAAUUUCAAUUAGUGAAUUCCGAGGUAAAGGGAAAAAAUGGGACGAGCUAAGAAUAAGUCUAUUGUCUGCGUAAUAGUUGUCAGCUUGGGGCUUGUGGCUGUCACAGCAUUGUUUCAAUCUAUGGUCGAGUAUGAAGAUGAAAUAAAAUUACGCAGAAGCGGUUCGGAUUAUAGACCUAGUACCGGUAACAGUAUUACAGCGACUAUAAAGAAUUCUGACUACGAUAUUGAUGAAUUCAUGGUAAAAUAUCGAAAAAUUCAUGAACAUCGGAUCAACCAUACCCGUGAAAUGUGUAAGAAAUACGAAGCAGAAAUACCGAAGAUGACAAAUCUUCCUCAUCUCCUCGUAGACGAAAAACUUAAAAUAGUAUAUUGCCAGAUACCAAAGGCGGGCAGUACUAGCUGGAGUCGAAUCUUUCUACAUCUUAAGGGCUACCUUGAUUACCCAGGAGCCUUGCGAUUGAGUCGUUAUCAAGUUAACUCAGCUUGGAAAAGAAACAUUCCACAGGUACACGAUUAUACAGUUGAGAAACAAACAGAAAUUCUAAAAACGUACACAAAAUUCAUGUUUGUACGACAUCCAUUUUCAAGAUUAUUAUCUGCUUUUAACGAUAAGUUAAAAUUUAAAGAAAAUGAAACUAUGACAGCCAUGCAGAAUCAAGUAGGGUGGCGAAUCUUAAGAAAAUAUAGACCUACUAAAAACGAUACAAACUACGAUAUUAGAUUUGAAGAAUUUAUCAAAAUGGCAAUUACUACAGGAAUAACUGCUGAUAAUGCCCAUUGGCGAGAAAUGCAUCGAUUGUGCUAUCCAUGUGAUGUUGGCUACGAUAUAAUUGGAAAAUUUGAAGAUAUUGAGAACGACGCGAAGUAUAUACUCACAUUAGCUGGUGCUGGAAACGUGGCAUUUCCAGGCACCUCUGGUACGUAUUUCACCAACAGCUCCAACCGUGAUAAACUUACAAAAUAUUAUGCUCCUGUUUCAAUUCCCGACAUAGCAGCACUUUACAACAAAUUCAAGUUUGAUUUUUGUUUAUUUGAUUACACGAUACCGUUGUUUUGAAAUCCAUCUGUGUGUCAAGUGUUCAUCUUGAAAUGGAAACACAAGCAUAUAUUCCAUCAACUUUAUAUAAAUACCCCUAAUCGAUGUGUAUGAGUGCAUUUGGAAGAAUAUUUUCGUGAUUCGAAAGAUGGACUGUUCUAUUCAAAGGAGGAACUGCGUUGAAUAAAACAGUCCACCUUUAAACAAUGAACAGUAUAUUUUGUAUUUGCUUAAUUUUCGUGAAUUAAACAAAGUUUUUCCUUGGUUAGACCUACCUUUUAUUCCAAUCAAAGAGUCCCUCUUAUAUCAAUGAAUGAAAACAUCGUAUUUUCACAAUUGUUGUGGCGUACAAUGGACAAAAUGAAUGGAACAAAAAUAAAUAAAAAUAGAAUUAAAUGAUUUCGAUAAAAAACAUUGAUUAUUUUCCCAUUAAAUAGUACGUCACGUGAUAUUAAAUUCUUUUUUAUGUGUCUUAUAGAGUUAAAAACAUAUUAGAACAAAGGCAGUUUAUAAGAUUUAUAUUUAUAUUUUGUAACAGGCCUCCUAACUGAUGCUUAUAUUUCCGGUCGACUAACACCAAAGGCUAUAGUAUUGUGUCAUCAAAUUUAUUAUAUAAUAUGUAACAUUUCCAUUAAACUCAAUAGUGUAAUGUUUUACCGAUUCUGUGAUUGGUACAUGGUUCAACUACUGUAGAAUAUCAAUAUUUCGA
Molecule: messenger RNA, 1988 nt
Organism: Anneissia japonica
Lineage: Eukaryota; Metazoa; Echinodermata; Crinoidea; Comatulida; Comatulidae
Product: carbohydrate sulfotransferase 11-like
Exons: 5
Coding region: 278-1300 (340 amino acids)
Biological process (GO): carbohydrate biosynthetic process
Cellular component (GO): membrane
Molecular function (GO): sulfotransferase activity
Source: RefSeq, a predicted model, not a curated record